Molecule: messenger RNA, 666 nt
Organism: Macrobrachium nipponense
Lineage: Eukaryota; Metazoa; Arthropoda; Malacostraca; Decapoda; Palaemonidae
Product: KRAB-A domain-containing protein 2-like
Exons: 1
Coding region: 1-666 (221 amino acids)
Biological process (GO): DNA integration
Molecular function (GO): nucleic acid binding
Source: RefSeq, a predicted model, not a curated record
AUGUUUGAAACAAUAAAACGUGCUCACAUUGCUAUGGGCCAUGGUGGCAGAGACAAAAUGAUCAAAGAAUUGUCAAGAUAUGCGAACGUAACGAGAGAUACUGUAGAACUGUUCAAAUCUGUGUGUGUUCAGUGUCAAAAGAAACGAAAGAGAUGUGCAACCAAGGGUGUUACUGUCAAACCGAUUUUAUCUAAGGACUACGGUUCACGAGCUCAGGUGAAUCUUGUUGACAUGCAGUCUUGCGCCAAAGGAAAAUAUAAGUGGAUAAUGGUGUACCAAGAGCAUCUAACAAAGUAUUGCAUAUUGUGUCCCUUAACUUCAAAGAGAGCAGCUGAGGUUCCAUUCCAGAUAAUAGACAUAUUUUUAAUGUUCGGAGCCCCUCAAAUUCUGCAAAGUGAUAAUGGUAGUGAAUUUACAGCAUUGGUUAUCUUGGAACUCAAACUUCUUUGGCCAGACCUGUUGAUCGUUCAUGGUAAACCAAGGCAUCCACAGAGCCAGGGAUCAGUUGAACGCCUUAACUCUGAAGUAAAAGACAUGCUUCUUUCAUAUUUAGGGGAUAAUGAUACAAGUGACUGGCCCAUGGGACUGAGGUUUGUGCAGUUCCAAAAGAACACCAGUUACCAUUCUGGAAUCAAACAAUCCCCAUACAAAGCACUCUGGUGUUGA